This is a messenger RNA of Amoebophrya sp. A25, 999 nucleotides long. NCBI's taxonomy places the organism in Eukaryota, Dinophyceae, Syndiniales, Amoebophryaceae. The record is from the annotation of a GenBank genome assembly.
GAAUGAGCAAGCAGCUAAUAUCACUACAUCUAUAAGUACUACAGUCAACAAAAAUACAUCAACAUCAAAAACAUCCAGCAAUUCCAAAGAACGUACAACGAGUUCUGCGACCUCACCGUCAGCGAAGAAAGCUAAAACAACUACCUCCACUAGUACUUCCUCUGCCGAGCACACGCCCAGCACGUCCUCAAAGGAUUCCUGCCCCUCCACGACCACGGGUCCGACGGCGCCUGACACGGCCACCUCAUCAGUCUCAGCAAUUGCGGUCGCUGCAGAAGGAGAGCACAACGGGACCACGGCGGCACCAGAAGUGAUUGAAAAUCUUCAUGGGAACAAAGUGAAAGAAGUUAUUGGAGAAGCGGGUGGUCAUGGUCUAAAAAAAGACGAGGUGCUAGUUUCGCCGUCUCCUCCGUCGUCUGGUCUUCCCUCAUCAGAUACUGCCACGUCUGCACGAGUACUAGAAUAUGUCAAAGCCACAGGAGCGGCUGACGAUAUCGAGCCGAAACCGGACUCUUCUACUUCGGCAACUAUAACGCCUUCGAGCGUGCUCAAGGACAAACACGAAGAUCGCGGAACAGCAGGAAAAGAAGAUAGUCCACCUCUAGUAAAGCAACAAAAAAAGGAAGAUACGACCCCCGUCAAGGUGACGACUCGUCCCUCGACCGAGGCAAACAAGGAGUUAGCAAUUCAAGAAUUGUGCCGCAAUUUACUAGAGAUAAGUUGUGACGAGUCUGAAGAGCAGUACGGCUGGACACCCCGACAGUUCUUUGGCGCUGGCAGUAAGAACACGAAGACAACAUCAACAGGAGAGGACGACGCUGAUGUAUGGUGCCACGACUGAUUGAGAACGAAGGAAAGGGAACAUGUCGUUCCUAAGAAAGAAAGGAACGACAUUCAUUCAUCUCCUAUCGAGGACAUGAUUCUCAAUCAGUGGCAUCGUUCAGCAGUGCUGAAGAAGAAGCUUUCUGCACCACUGGAGUUCGAUGCUUUGAAUGAGAC